AUGGAUCCAGGCGCCCCCGCCGUCGGCCUGGGGGCAGGAGGCGUCGGGCGGCCUGUGCCGGGCGCGCAGCUUGUAGUUGUGGCCGUCGUUGUUGUCCCAGUACUCGGCGCCGGCCACGCGGUAGCGCAGCGCGAACUCCAGGCAGGUGGCGCCGGCGCCCACGGGCAGGCGGAAGACGAAGCGGUCGGUGAGGCCGUCCCCGGCGUGGCCCGGCGGCAGGCCAGGUUCAGGACGCGCACCGAGCCGCGCAGCGCCGCCGCCUCGGCCCGCACGGCCUCCAGCCGGACCUUGCUCUGCCGCACGCGCUCCAGGAAGCCGGCGCUGCUGCCGGGCUGCGGCGGGAAGAGCGGCUCCAGCGCGGGCCCCGCGGGCGGCCCGAAGAGCACCGGCUCCAGCUCCCCCAGCGCCGGCGGCUUGCGCGUCUUGAGCAGGUCCGCGGCGCGGGGCAGCGGCGAGGCGGGCAGGGGCGCCGGCGGGGGCGGCACGUGCGGCACGUCGGCCUGGCAGAAGUGGCGCACGGCGAUCAGCUCCAGGCCCAGCGAGUCGGCGAAGCGCACCGUCUUGCGGCGCGACGGGCUCUGCUGCAGGGCCGGCCGGAGACCCCUCUCGCCGGGCGUGGGCAGGGACUUGGCCCGGCGGCGCAGCGUGGGGCUGGGCGGCACGGCGGACACCGCAGAAGAACGUUUGCAACCUGCAGAGACAGCAACUGUAAUGACUUCCACUGGCCAGGAUCAAAGUGAAAUCAACUCUGAAAGAGCUACUGCAAAUGGGAAAACUGUGGAAAGAGACUGGCGCUGCACUUAUCCGGAUGAGAGAAGGGAGAGAAAUCAGAUCCACAUUCUUUUGAACAUCAGUAAAAGUUCAACUGAGCAAGAAGAAAAGUCCUUGGAGUCUGUUAAUGGAACAGGAUGGGAGGAAGCAGUGCAAGGCUGGAACAAAACAGCCCCAUUUGCUUAUCUUCAGUUACAAAAAAGAGCUAGAAAAACAAGGACAAGUGAGUCUGUCCAUGGCUGCCUGUAUUGCUUAGAUCUGAUGCAAGUUAUUGACAAAGGUUUGGAGCAAGACUCCAAGUUAAGUUCAGAGGUCACCACAAGCAGCGUUCCAGAGAAACAAACUGUGCUCUAUUCUAAUACAGCUCUGAGUACUUACCCUGUGGUUGACGAUUCAAAAAAAGACAACUGUAGUAGUAAAUUAUAUUCAACCCAGACAUCCCAAGGGGAAAAGAAAAGAUUGUCCUUUAAGGAAGCUCAAGUUUCUUUAAGCGAAAAGAAGACUUUUCUAAUGAAGGAGAGUCAGCUACUCCAAGCAGAAAAGAAAGCGGUGCCAAUAAGAGAGUACAGCAUAUUGCCUCUUGGAAAGCCAAAAAGUGUAGAAACCUUGAGAUGCAAAGAUACAAAGAGCCACGAGCCUACGAUAGGUCAUCUGGGAGACUCUGAAGCGACUGCUGUUAAAUCGUCACUGCUCUUGCCUCCUCUGAAGGACACAGUUUUCAAAUGCAGCCUGGACCCUUCGUCAAAGAAAAGUAAGCCCGUUAUUUUCCAGGCGUAUGAAAAAGCAACUCGAGCUCUUUCAGAGACAAUUUAUCGCACUCAGAUUUUCAAAACCAAAGAAUCCAAACAUGAGAAAGGAAUACCUCCAACAGGUGAUGCAUUCAAGGAGUCGGUAAAAAUCCACAAGAGAGCCUCUUUUGCCCCACAGUGUCCCAAGACUUCAUGCAUCUCAGGAACCACGGACCAGUGCUACUGGCGCUGUACUCUUGUACCCGAGAGAAAAAAUUCAGCCAUGUCUAAUUCAGUUGCAUUGAGAAGAAAGAGUCAUCUCUCCGGUGUGCAUUUUCUGCAUACUAAAGGAGCUCGUGACAGCAAAGCCGAUGAGAAUUGGGAUCCUUGCGCCCGAAGCAGGAGUCACACUGGACCCAAACCAGGAAAUGAGCCAAAAACACAGGAGAUCCCACUGCUUUCUGGACUGUUCCCUUCCUUAACGGAACAUGGCUGGGGGAGAGCUACUCCUUUCGCAUGCUGCAAGAGACAGGAAAAACCCAAGAACCCAAGAAUAAGCAAAACAGUCUCUAAUAUAUCUCACACAAGCAAGGCUUCUGCUCCUGAGAGAAAUCUGACUGGUAUAAGACAACCUGCGAGAGUUCGGGCAAAAACAUAUUGUAAGUUUGCUGCAGGAGAAACUGUUUCAACCUGUAAGAAGUUAGAAGCCUCUUAUGUGAAGCCAUACAACUAUAUUCCACCGAUACCUGCUCACCCUGAGGGAGAAAGAAGGAAUGGCAAACUAGACAGCAUUCAGGCAUUCCUUGGUGAAAAGAGGAUCCUCCCAAUAAAGGAAUAUGAGAUUGAGUACUCUCUAGGACACACAGAACCUGCGGUCCUAAAAUACCCCAAGUAUCGCUUGCCGAAAAUAAUUCACAGUAACUCCCAUAGCAGUUUUAGCUAUCCAACCUUAAAUGAAAUGUUGUUCCUAAAACCGGAUGGAAAAGGAAUGGUCAGUUUCCAUGUGGAACCCCUUUCGAAGAAAAAUGAAACAAUUACAGCAAAAAGAACUGAGAAAGGGGGAAGCAGCAGCACCUCAACUGAAACCGACUCCCACAGACCCAAAAUUAGAAAAGGAAAGCAAAAGAGUAAAAGAAACGUUGGUGAGAUGAAUAUUAUAGCAACAAAGCAAAUAAAAAAUCAUGUACCACUCUUCCAUGUGUCCUUAAUGCUCAGAGAUAAUUUACCUUGCCUUCCUAACUCACCUGACCCAUUCUUUUCCCUGCGCAGCAUGAUGUCUCAUUCAGAGCGAUAUGCAAACGUUGCUAGUUCAAGGGGGUAUGGAAACUGA
Molecule: messenger RNA, 2829 nt
Organism: Sphaerodactylus townsendi
Lineage: Eukaryota; Metazoa; Chordata; Lepidosauria; Squamata; Sphaerodactylidae
Gene: LG14H16orf46
Product: linkage group 14 C16orf46 homolog
Exons: 5
Coding region: 1-2829 (942 amino acids)
Source: RefSeq, a predicted model, not a curated record